AUGAAGGUCAUCAAUGCUGGAAGCGAACUCAACAUUCCUUUCCUUAACGACAUCAGAAAUUCGGUCACGCAUCUUGCCAUCAGUACCACUCCGGCUAUGGGAGCAACUUCGAACCGCCUCCACGUCACAGAGCGUUUGGAUCUUAAUGUUGACAAUAUUGAUAUUUCGCUUGCCAUAACGCAUCGCCCAGGCCGGCUCUGUCCCGUGCUAUUUCUGCAUGGAUUUGGAUCGACCAAAGAAGAUUACACCGAUUUCCUGCUUAAGAAGAGUUUCGACGGCCAUGCUUUCGUAGCAUAUGACGCUCCUGGUUGCGGGCAAUCAACAAUCACAGAACACAAACAGCUAUCAAUUCCAUUCCUAGUUAAGACUGCAGAAGCAUUAUUGGAUUAUCUCCGCAUCGACCGCUUCCACCUCGUUGGGCAUUCCAUGGGAGCACUUACCGGACUCGAGCUAUCGCACAAGCACCCUGCGCGUGUGCUAAGCUUUACAAAUAUCAAAGGCAAUCUCUCUCCCGAAGACUGCUUCCUCAGCCGACAAAUAUUCGAUUACCCGACAUCGGAUGACAAGCUGUUCUUCCAGGACUUCAUUCAUCGGACCUUUAACGCCACGUUCUUCGGCAGCGCAAUGUACGCCACGAGUCUGCAGCUCAAAGCUAGAGCAGAGUCAGUCCGACCAAUUUUCUCCUCAAUGGUGAAGCUCUCUGAUGCGGGCGAUCUUCUCGACAAAUUUCUGGCUUUGCCUUGUCCAAAGAUCUUCAUGUUUGGCGAGCAGUACGAUGCGCUGUCAUAUCUGAAAAAGCUCGGCGAGUCGGGAGUGACACUGGCUAGGAUCGAGGACUGCGGACAUUUUCCAAUGUAUUCGAAUCCACCAUUGAUGUGGCGGUACAUACUCAGGGCAAUCACCGAAGGAGAAGAAGCUUGUAGAUAA
Cercospora beticola is the source of this 927-nucleotide messenger RNA. RefSeq names its product alpha/beta fold hydrolase. The record is from RefSeq and is a predicted model, not a curated record. Lineage: Eukaryota; Fungi; Ascomycota; Dothideomycetes; Mycosphaerellales; Mycosphaerellaceae. Gene Ontology annotation, cellular component: mitochondrion. Gene Ontology annotation, molecular function: monoacylglycerol lipase activity. Gene Ontology annotation, biological process: acylglycerol catabolic process.